Molecule: messenger RNA, 4302 nt
Organism: Polyodon spathula (Mississippi paddlefish)
Lineage: Eukaryota; Metazoa; Chordata; Actinopteri; Acipenseriformes; Polyodontidae
Product: scavenger receptor class A member 3-like
Exons: 7
Coding region: 310-2058 (582 amino acids)
Source: RefSeq, a predicted model, not a curated record
AACAACACUGUAGAAUAUAUGAGUAACAUGUAGCCUGCUGAAAUCUUUCUUAGUGGUUUCAUAGAGGAAGUUUAAAUAGGCUACAGAUCAAGCAGAGAGUUAGUGGUGAAAGCUGCCUUGAGAUUCAGUGGGGAUGCCUUUACUGCAGUUGUUACUAGGGGUACAGAUAUCUCUACCAGAGAAAUCAGUUGGGAAACUAUUUGGCACUAAAACAGACCCUUUAAAGAAGGGGGAUUUGUUCUGAGAAGCACUUGAGGAGCGAAGCGUUACUUGACAACCUGCUCACUAAAAGUGGUAAUCAGCACAAUCAUGAAAGAGGAAGAUCCGACUGGAGAAGAGGAAGAGAUGCAUUCCUUUAAUUGUGAGCAAACUGGGAGGACAAGAGGUGGCUGCAUACAAUGCCAGCAUAUCCAGUCUCUCCAGCUGGCUGUUAAGGUGUUAUAUGGCUUCUUUGCUUUUCUUAUUAUUGCUGUUGCAGUUCUUGCAUCUUUAGUAUUCAGGAAAGUCGACUCUUUAUCAGAAGACCUCAACACAACCGAAUCUCUUUAUGACAAAAAAAUCACUACAGUUCAGGAAAGCAUUAAAGGACUGGAUCACAAAUCUUCCAGUAACUGCACAGACUGUCAUGACGUCACCCAGUUUGGACAGGAGAUUAAAAAGCUACAAGGAGAGUUCGAAGAGAUUCAAAAAAUGAUUUUGGUUCAAGAACAGUCCCUGGACCAAGCAGCCAAGACUCAGCAAAGUCUCACUUAUUCAAACAACAAAUUUGCUCGUGACAUCCAAAAUUAUUCAUUAUCUAUUAAGCUGAUCAACCAAUCUUUGGAAAGAUACUUGGAGCAAGUUCAUGGUUGGCAGAUCGUUAUAACUGAAACUGAUGAAUCAAUGAAGUCAUUGGUCCAGGACCAAUAUGAUUUACGAGCCGCAGUUCAACAAAUCAAUUCUACAGUUGGGCUGAGCUCUUCAUGGAUCAAUGGCAUUCAGAGGAAGACAGAUGAAGAAACGUUGGUUUUACAAAAAAUCGUGACAGAAUGGCAGAAUUACAGCAAAAUACUGGGCGCUAUAAGGUACUCCUCUGGCAAGACAAAUGAUAUGGUAAGAAGUAUUCAGAAUGGCAUUUCAACCACACUGCAAAGCAUCAGUCUCAACUCUGACACCAUGCAUGACCUUGUUUUGCAAGUGAUGAACUUGCAGAUGCAGCUUGAUAACAUCUCUUCCUUUUUGGACGAGCACGAGGAAAACAUGCAAGACUUCCAUUACCAUUCCAAAUACUAUGUAAACAGAACUAGCGAGAGGUUUGAAACACUUGAGGGCAGAAUGACCUCCCAUGAAAUGGAAAUAAGCACCAUAUUCGCCAAUAUCAAUGCCACGGAUAACCAUGUGCACAGAAUGCUGAAGUACAUUGAUGAUGUGAGAGUGUCCUGUGCUGCUGGGCUGAGCACCCAUGGACAGGAACUACAGUAUCUAAAUAAUACAAUCCAUCUGAUGAUCUACACAGCAGAUUUGUUGAGACAAAGGUACAGCCUGUUGAACGUAAGACUAGAUUUUGAGAUAAAGAAUCUAUCAAUGGUUAUGGAAGAAAUGAAACUGGUGGACAUAAAGCAUGGACAGAUAAUCAAGAACUUCACCAUUUUAAAAGGUUUGCCAGGGCCACCAGGUCCAAAAGGAAAUAAAGGAGAAGCUGGACCCAAGGGGCCUGUUGGAUUUACAGGACGUAAAGGGGAUGUGGGGCCUUCAGGACCCCGUGGGCCACAGGGCCAAAGAGGCUACCUUGGUCCACCAGGUCCCCCAGGAGAAGCUGGUCCUCCAGGGAUUAAAGGCAGUCCAGGCAUCAAAGGAGUAAAAGGAUCUUUAGGACAACCAGGUGCAACAGGAGAAAGCGGACAAAAGGGUGACAUGGGACCACCAGGUCAUGAUGGACUGCCUGGUUCAAGAGGACCACCAGGGAUACAGGGACAGACAGGACUGCCAGGAAUUCAUGGACUUCCAGGUCCCAAAGGACAGCAAGGUCCCCCUGGACCACCCGGGCCUCCCGGGCCCCCAGGAACCCCUGCUCAAUGAACAAUAAAACAUGGAAUUAAAACUUACAACAAUGGAGGACACCUUCCAUUAUGUUAAUAUGAGAAGGGAAACAAGAAAUACUGAAAGCCAUCUGUCAAAUAAAACUAUAAUAUAACUACUAACCAUGGAACACUGAAUUUUAGAAUUACAAAGUGGGAGAAAGAAACUAAGGAAUAACCCAUUAUGACAUAUUGUUUUGAUAAAGAAAAAGGUAAUAAUAGCUUGUUUAUCUUAAACCUGUAUUGACUAAAUCAGGUCAUGUUACUUAUAUACAGUAUCGUUACACAAAAAAUUAAAAAAAAAAAAAUCCCCCAAAUAAAUCAGUACUAGUAUUGGAUUUUAGGUCUAGAACUGUACAUUUUACUGUAACAUUUGUUUUAAAAAGCUGUCAUGCCUCAUGUCUUUUAUCCGUAGAAAAAUGACACUGUUUUUUCAUAAGAAUGGCAAGACUAACAAUAUUUUAGCUUAAAUAUUUGUAAGUCUCGCGCAAACUGCUAGUAAUAUCAAAAGAUACACCACAACAUGUUUAACAUACCGUAGUAAGCACAUCAUAGGAACGUUCGACAUAAAAAGUUAAUCUACAAAAAGUUUGAUCUCAUCAUAACUUUAAUUUCUGCAAUUUCUGCCUACUUUUAAGAUGGUAAUGUAAGAGUUUUAUGUCUAACUUUGAAAGACCACUUAAACACUUUAUAGUUGUUUGCUUCUCAUUUUGUACCAAAAACAUUGAAAGUAGAAGGUAAUUAGAGACAGUAAAAUGCCCCAUGAAGUCAAGAGAGAAUGCAUUGACUAUCACAUGAUUAAAAUACUUAGUGGACAUACUGUAUGAGAUCUGUGAACCACAAUAGAUUUUGGAAAAAAAAGUAUCCUUCAUAUAGAGAUACCAAUACAUUACUCUGAGCUCCCCAGUAAAGUAAAACAAAUGCAAAAUCUAAUCAUCUAGUUUCUAGGUGGUUACGUACGCUUGUUUAACAUUGCUAACAUCCUUUUACGAAUGUAAAAGUCCAGCAUUAAGGGAUUGCUGAUUAACUAUUAUUCUCAUCUUCUAACAGCAUACAAAGUAUACAGUGAGUGAGCUAAAUACUCAGAGCAGGUACUCUGAAUAAAUGUAGUUAUCGAGGAAGUUACCUUUAUAUUGCUUGACCAAAGAUGCCAUUUUAUAAUCAAGUAACAAACACAUUUCAACCACCUUUAAAAUUAAUUGAAUUACAUAAACAAAAAGGUAGAGAAUUAUUUCAAGAGUCUAUGUAAAAAUCUCAGGUACCAUACUUGGAACGCCUCUUGAAUCCGAGUAUGAAGGGCAGUGAUUAGGGUCGUGUCAGAAAGUGGGCGUGCUUGGGUGCACAGGCUCUUUUUAGAAAUAAUGUUUUUGAGAUAGUAAAACAUCUCUGCAUCAUGCUUGACUGCUCCAGCAACACAAUUCCCCUAUCUUUAGUAUAAGUAUAAAGCUUUUACAUUUCAACAUUUAAUAUUAAGCUCUGGGUAUAUUCUGAAAAUGCUAAGAGGAAAAGGGAGAACAUUCACAAAUCCAGUGAAAGGCUGGGCUGAGCUACCUAAAUCAGACCAGUACUUUCACAGACUUGGUCCACUAGUCACAGCCCUGUACAAUAAGUCAUCCUUUGUUCUGGAUAAUGCUCAUCAAUAUUCAAUUGACUAUGUUAAUCUUUUACCUUGAAGGUAGCUCUCACUAUACAAGUGAAUUGCUUGUUAAACCUACCCAUUAGGUAAUGUAAUGCUUUUUGCACUUAUUGCGUUCUUUCUUCCUGAGACACAUUUUGUUUUGUAAGAUUUUUAUUCUUCCAUUUUUUACAACUAUUGUGCAAAGUAUCAUAGGUAAAUUGAACUUUUUUUUUUUUAUUAAACUAAAAAAAAAACAUACUACUGCAGAAUAUUGUAAGAAUAUACUGUAUGCUGUCCCUGUAUCUAUGCAACUGGCUUGCAUAACUUAGUAAUAAAGGCAUUUAAACCUAAAAAUGUUUAUUUUUCUGAUUGUGGUAUUGUAUUAUUUUCACUGGCUUUAUUGCAGUGUAUUCCAAAUGCAUGAACAAUAUAACAAAAAAUCAUGACCCAUUAGAGAUAUCUUGAAUGUGUCAAUUACAAGCUCUACAUAGAGCUUUUACAUUGAAGCCCAUUUUGCAUUGCCACUGUGAAAUGCAACACACAGGCCAUAUUGUGAUUUAUAACAGUCACCAUUGUUUUCCGUUGCCAAAACCUAACGUGGUGAUUGGCUUUUAUUGUUCUAAACUA